Messenger RNA from Melanaphis sacchari, 321 nucleotides. RefSeq lists its product as uncharacterized. The transcript has a single exon. The coding region runs from base 1 to 321 and encodes 106 amino acids. NCBI's taxonomy places the organism in Eukaryota, Metazoa, Arthropoda, Insecta, Hemiptera, Aphididae. The record is from RefSeq and is a predicted model, not a curated record.
AUGGCAUUGUGUGGCUCUAAUUAUUGUUUUAUUUGGAUGGAUAUUGGGGCAUACGGAAAGAAUAGCGAUUCUGGGAUUUUUAAAGUAUCAUCUUUGUAUACUAAGCUCAUUGAAAAAACUUUGAAUAUUCCUGAACCAAGACCUAUUAUAGACAACGAUGAAAUCAAAUUGCCAUACGUCAUAGUUGCUGAUGAAGCGUUUGGUAUGCUAAAAAAUUUGAUGAGACCAAAUGGUGGAAAUUUAUUAUCGCACCAAAAAAAAAUUUAUAAUUACCAGCAUACUUUAGCACGACGAUAUAUAGAUGUACCUUUGGCAUUAUGA